AACGCAGGUGCUUAUCUCCAGGCUGUCACAGACAUAGUGUUUCAUAUUCCUGGGGACUACCUUUCAAAAGCUACCGGCUCCAGCGCUCCAGCAUCAACUGAGCAGGCACAGCAAAGAAUCUGCAGCUAACUUUCAGCAUCAGUAAAAGCAUGAAUGUCACACCCACGUCUUAGAAACGCUGAAGAAAAGUGUGUGCAGUAGUCGGAGCGGCCCACUGGGACCUUUCAGAACAUCUUAUUCAUUACAGGGCGAAGGAAUAAAGAUGGAGUCUGACAGUGAAGAGAAUCGAAGUGAAACAUGUGAUAGUGCGAUUCUGCCUGACUGCAUUGCUGAGGCUCCCAGUUUGCAUCUCGUAGUGGGUAAAAAGCGGGUGGCUGUGGAAGGAGCCCGUGGGGCGCCAGUCAACAAGAGGAAAUUGCUCCUUAUGAAGCCCCGGCAUUACAGUCCCAGCCCCUUCCCUAGCGAGGGGGAUGGCAAGGAAGACCUGGCAAACGCUCAGGACAAAGACGCGCCCAGGAACACUGACACUCCAGCAGAUGAGUACCUUAAUGGUGGUGAUGUCCUGGAAGACACUAUCUAUCACAAUGCAAAGUCCCACCACUUGUCAUGGUCGGAACAAACAAGCGAGGGUUCACCAGACCUGGUGGCUCAAAUGUCUGAACACCAAAACGAGCAAGAGGAGGAACAGAGCCUAGACUUUGAAAACAACCAGGAGGACAUCAGAGCCGGUUAUCACCUGUCCUCAGACCAAGCUGUAGAGGAGUGGAGCAGUCCUCCAUCUCUAACUAAGGUCAACGGCAUCCAUCACAGUCCCAGUCCACCUGCAGAAGACACCCUUAUAAAGAGACUCCGAUUAGGGCACCAAAUCCAUGAAGAUGCCCUUUCUUUGUACAUUAACAAAAACAAUACAGGAUCUAUGAUGGAGGUGUUUGGUUUUUCGAGGGAGUUCAGCGAUAGUGAGGAGGAGCUCCAGACGCCCAGGAUGGAGGAGCGAGGAGGUGUUUGGGGUCCAGGUCUAGUGGCCAGGCAUUUGGAACUGGACAGGGCCCGACUGAACCUCAGUCUUCUAGAGCAGGCCAUGGUGCUACAGUCUGAACAUAGACAGGUCCUCCACAGUGCCUACAAAGACAUGGACCGCUUUCUCUUGGAGCAGAUGAACCAUGAAAGGAGGCAGCAGAAGAUGCUGGAGAUGGACAACAGAACUCUGUACCACAGCAGCAAAGACUCUCCUCGAACGGAAAAGAAAGACAUCAAAUGUCCGACGCCGGGCUGUGAUGGGACAGGCCAUGUGACAGGUCUCUAUCCACAUCACCGGAGUCUAUCAGGAUGUCCUCACAAAGUCAGAUUGCCCCCAGAGGUCCUUGCCAUGCACGAAAAUGUUCUGAAGUGUCCGACCCCUGGCUGUACAGGAAGAGGCCAUGUCAAUAGUAACCGUAGCACACAUAGAAGUCUUUCAGGCUGCCCGAUAGCUGCUGCAGAAAAGAUCUCCAAACCGCAAGAGGAUCCUACGAAGUGCAGGCCGACAGCGGAGAGAAUGGCUAGACCUUUGAGAAACAUGGAGAAAUUUGACUUCACGUACAGAUUUGCACAUCCCAUGGCCACGUUGCAGGCCAGUAUGGCCAAAGACAUGGAGAAGUACAGCAAAGGCCAUUUCGAUUAUGCCAGUUUUGACGCCCAGGUCUUUGGCAAACAAGCCCAGAUGGCAUCCGACCAGAACCACGAAUCUUCACACUUUCCUGACUCUUCUGCUCAGUUUCCCUGUUUUCUGGAUCCUGGUGGUCAUUUGCUUGUGCCUGGAGACAACAGUCCUAAUCACCAUAAACCCCAAAGCAGCACCCUCCAGUCCAACAUCGCAUCCGCAGCCAUACUCAACCUCUCCACACGUUGCCGAGACAACGGCAAGGCCCUGCCCUCCGGCCAGCCCCUGGCAUCAUCCACAAAGGACACCCUUAUUGAGGUAGACGAGAAUGGAACACUGGAUUUAAGCAUGAAGAAGAAGAAGAGAGAGAAAGCACGGGACUCUCCUGUGAUGCCAGCGUUAGGAGAUGCUCUUUCAACCCCGCCUGAACCUUCCUUACCCAAAGCAGCGGGUAUCCAGAUCUCCCCGGCCAUCUAUCGUGUCCUCUAUGAACAGGAUGCCUGGGACACACCAUUAAACUUUAGCAAAACACCCGUCCAACAAGACAAAGAGAUGGAUGCAUUGGAGAGGGCUUCACUCGAGGACAAAGCGUACAAUGGAGAUGUGAACAUGACAAAAAACAAGAUGCUCAUAAGAGAAAACAAGAAAGAGCUAAUGAGUUGUCCGACACCAGGUUGUGACGGUAGUGGUCAUGUGACAGGGAAUUAUGCAUCACAUAGAAGUGUAUCUGGGUGCCCAUUGGCUGAUAAGACUCUUAAGUCACUAAUGGCUGCCAAUACUCAAGAACUAAAGUGCCCAACUCCUGGCUGUGAUGGUUCAGGUCAUGUGACAGGAAACUAUGCGUCUCAUAGAAGUCUGUCAGGCUGCCCUCGUGCCAGAAAAGGAUCCUUGAAGCUCACGCCAAGCAAGGAGGACAAAGAAGAGCCAGAGAUGAAGUGCCCAGUGGCAGGUUGUGAUGGCCAGGGCCAUGUGUCGGGCAAAUACUCAUCGCAUCGCAGUGCGGGAAGCUGCCCCAUUGCCAACAAGCGGCAGAAGGAGAGUUCCAUGAACGGAUCGGCCUUCUCCUGGAAGGUCUGUAAGCAGGAGCUGCCACACUGCCCCCUGCCUGGCUGCAAUGGGUUGGGUCACGCUAAUAACGUCUUCAUUACACACAGGAGUUUGUCAGGAUGUCCGUUAAAUGCCCAAAGUAUCAAGAGAAAGCUCUUAGAUGAAGAGAUGAUGAACAUCAAACUGAAAACCAGCAGUGGUAUCGAAAACAAUGAAGACAUGCAGCACUUGGAUCAUGAAAUAAAGGAACUCAAUGAAUCGAAUCUAAAGAUAGAAGCAGAUAUGAUGCAGCUUCAGACACAGAUCUCAUCCAUGGAGUGCAACUUGAAGACUAUAGAGGAAGAGAAUAAAAUAAUCGAACAGCACAACGACAGUCUGUUGAAGGAGUUAGCGCAUCUUAGUCAAGCACUUAUCAACAGUCUCACAGAUAUACAGCUGCCACAAAUGGGUCCCAUAAAUGAACAGAAUUUCGAAGCUUAUGUGAAUACAUUGAUGGAUAUGUACAAAAAUUCCGAGCUCGAGUAUUCUCCGGAAUGCAAAGCCUUAUUGGACAGCAUCAGACAAGCCAUAAAGGGUAUUCAUGUAUAAGGCCAAACACUCUCUUUCCAAACAGUUUGAUCAUCUGCGGAGGGCUGGCUUUGUGAUCUGUGCAAGACAUAUCUUGUAAAGAAAAUAAUAAUAAUUAUAACUCCAUUCCAUGAUGAAAUCAUUGCACUGAAAAAUACCAGCCACAUUUUCUAAUGCUAAAUAUUUCCACUUGAUAUGUUCUUUUAAGUAAGAUUUUACCUCCUUUUGCACUUAUUUAUUUCCUAUGGUUUGCUUGACUUAAUUUCGUAGUCGUUCUUUUGCGCAUUAUUAUAUUAUUGCUACAUAUUAUCUUUAUUCAUCUGUACUAUUUAUCACACAGCAAUCGUAUUUAUUUAUUUAUUUAUUGGUAUCAUAAUUGUUUAAAUAUUUGAUGCAACUCCAAAAUGCAAGGCCAGUUUUACAUAUUGUGAAUAUAUUUAGAGAUCAUUUGCAUUUGUUGUACAAUAUUUGGGAGUUUUAUUAGUUCGAAAUAUUUCACCUGCAUUCAGUGGCGUUUCUAGCUUGUAUGGCGCCCUGGGCGAUUGGAGAAUUGACUUCAAAUGCAAUCUAAUGCAAAGCGCCCCGUGCCACCCCCAGCAAGCUGCCCAUGUCGCCCAUGCCUAAAUCUGCCACUGCCUGCAUUUUUGAUUACUUUUAUUAACAACUGAUGUCAAAUGUAAGAUUAGUCAAUUUGCGCCACCUGUUGUUGAGCAACUGUUAUUGGUCUGUUAGAGCAGUAUACCCCAAAGUUGUUAUUUAUUGAUUUUUAAAUGUGUUAAAUGCCACUGAUUAAUUGAAAAAUGACAUAAUUUGUUUUGAAUCAUGAAUUUGUGUUCCAAUUACUGAGCAAAAGAAAAAUUUUGUAUCUGAACUCAACUGUACAAGUACACUUGACCAGAGCAAAAAUCACUUCAUCAGCGUUGAAGAAAAACUAAUUCAUGAUAUCCUACUUUAUUUCCUUUUCUGUUCAUAUGAACUGCCUUUGGUGUGCACAUCCGUGUGUGCAUAUAUGUGCCUAAAUGUAAAUGAGUACAUGGAAUAUGAUAUGUUUUGUGGUAGAGCAGUAUUAUGUGAAUGGUGAGUCAUUUUACUCUGCAGUAUUUUCUGAAUGAAAAUAAGCCUCUAAACUCUGUUUACCAAUCGUUUAUACACCAUUUGAAGUAUGUAACAAUAUUCUUGUAAAAUGGGGAUCAAGUGUUUUAUGAUCAGGCAGGCACAAUAAGGUUUAGAUUAUUUGUAUUAGCCUAAUAGGCUUCAGAACUCCUUAACCUUUAUGAAACAAACAAUGGUCUCUAAAUUCUCAAACAUUUUUGGAAAUACCUUGAUGUUCCUUUAGUUUUAUGAAUAGUAUUUUCUUAGCUGUUUCUCAAAGCACUUCACUCACUAUUUAUUCAAUGUUAUCAAAGCUUUUUUUCAUGGUUAUUAUAGCGUAUGCCUAUUGUUACACCACUGCAAGCGAUGCCACGUACUAGAUCACUCCAAUAGACUUUAUUUAAAGUAGCGCCAUAUUUGAUUUUUGACGGGAAUGCAAGGGGGGGGGGGGACGUGUCCAAGAUGUCCAAAAUGUCCAAAUUGGGGCCAAUUAGCCAUUUUCCCUCCCGGUGUCGUGUGACUCGUUAGUGUUACAAGGUCUCAGGUGUGAAUGGGGAGCAGGCGUGUUCAAUUUGGUGUCAUCGCUCUCACACUCCCUCAUACUGGUCAUUGGAAGUUCAACACACCUCCAAGACGACCACUGCCUUGUUAAAGAAGCUGAGGGUGAAAGUGAUGGACUGGCCAAGCAUGUCUCCAGACCUAAACCCUGUUGAGCACCUGUGGGGCAUCCUCAAAUGGAAGGUGGAGGAGCACAAGGUCUCUAACAUCCAACGUGAAGCAUUUAUCCAUGUUUCCAUUGAUAAUGGUGUAACUAUUGGGGGGUUGUACUUGCUUGUUUUGAUUGCCGGGCCUGCGUUAAAGACACAGACUAUCCCUUGCGGCCGCUAUUCCAUUCCCGCCAAAAAAUAAAGAUGGCGCUACUCCGCCUGAAGUCUGUAAUAACCAACGGCUCUGCCUAUUCUGCAAUUGUAAAUCGAAAAUGCAGUAUAAAUAGCUUCGUUGAUUUAUUGGGAUAGAUCAAAUGUUUAAAUUGCAUUUUAAGUCAAUUCUUUACCAAAAUGACCUUAGUAGGCCUAUCCAUAUUUUCCAAUAAAAUACAAGGUAGGCCUACUACAAUACACUGUAUUAUGUUAUUACAGCAACAUUCACAAUAUAUUACUGCAGAAUAACUUUAAUAGCAACCUGCUACAGUCCAUAAUGACUAAAUCUAUACCAGUUGAUUUCCUGUUUAAAUGCAUGGGCCAUUGCAUCCCAGAAUAUCUGAGUGCUGUUACUGAAGGCAUUUGUUAUUUUAUUACCAAUGGCCUCGCAGUUGCAGCAGCUUUAAAACUUUUCCUAAAAAUGCAUUUUCCUAACCCCUUUGCACUUUUUCUGUUAUUAGUGUUUAUAGCAGAACAGGUUAUAUCCUUUAUCAAUUCUGUUUUCUUUUCCUGAUCAGCACAGGUUGUUUUGAAGGAGUUUACCAUAGUUUUACAUUGUUCUUUGAUGAUGAUUAAAAUGCAUAAGCAAAUUUACAGGUCAUCCCGAAGGAAUAAAAUCACUAUAUUAUCUGAUCAGAAUGAGCAUAAUGAAUUGUAUUCUUAAUAAACAUAAUCAAAUCUUUUUUGUUACCAUCCAAACUAGGGUAUAAUUUAUAAUAAAUUCUGUUAAAUUAUUUUUAAUUUAUAAACCACAGAUUGUUUGCUCAGGAAGUUUUGUGAGGAAUAUUUAUUUUUUCCUUUUUGUAUUUGAUGUUUUGUAAUGUGAUAUGAAAUCUUUUUGUCUGUGAAAAAAAAAAAACAAAGAGUAUAAUACACAGAACUGUAAAUUAUAUAGGUUGUUUUUGUUUAAAAAAAAAAUUUUUCAUUUUUGUUUUCAGUUCAAGUAGUUUGUAUAUCAGGAUUUCCUUACACUUUUAAAAUUUCAUAAGCAGUUCUGCGCUGUGUUGUACAGUUUGUGUAUGGUAGAAAUAAACUAUUGAAAUG
Xyrauchen texanus (razorback sucker) is the source of this 6309-nucleotide messenger RNA. RefSeq names its product suppression of tumorigenicity 18 protein-like. Bases 263 to 3274 code for a protein of 1003 amino acids. Lineage: Eukaryota; Metazoa; Chordata; Actinopteri; Cypriniformes; Catostomidae. The record is from RefSeq and is a predicted model, not a curated record. Gene Ontology annotation, cellular component: nucleus. Gene Ontology annotation, biological process: regulation of transcription by RNA polymerase II. Gene Ontology annotation, molecular function: RNA polymerase II cis-regulatory region sequence-specific DNA binding; zinc ion binding; DNA-binding transcription factor activity, RNA polymerase II-specific. The transcript has 22 exons.